AGGUGUUCUGAGUUAUGGAUGUUGACACAUUCCUUUUGGGUGCAAGGAGAAGCAGCUCCGGGAGACCAAGCAGCAGCAGCAGCAGCAGCAGCAACAGCAGCAGCAGCAGCACUGACCGCGAACACUCGGGGGUUUGCUCCCUGCCCUCUUUCCCUCUCCCCACCGGCUCACCAGUAUGCACCUUCCCCUGAGCCCCUUGGCAGUCCUCAGAGCGCUGGUACCAUGUGGAAAUGGAAAGUGAGCAAGAGUGCUGCCGUGUGGUCUCGCCUCUCCUGCCUGUCCCUGCUGCUGGCGCUGCUCCUAUGCUCGCUGCCCGCGGCUUGCCGCGAUGGCCUCCGGCCCGGUCGCGCGCCCCGCGGCACCAACUCCUCCGUAGUGGUGGGACGGCACGUGCGCAGCUACAACCACCUCCAGGGAGACGUGCGAAGGAGGAAACUCUUCUCCUUCCAGAAGUUCUUUCUUAGGAUUGAUAAAAACGGCAAAGUGAACGGCACCAAGAGCAAAGACGACCCGUUCAGUGUGCUGGAGAUCAAGUCUGUGGAUGUUGGUGUGGUGGCCAUCAAAGGCCUGAGCAGCAACUACUAUCUAGCCAUCAACAAGAAAGGCGAGCUGUACGGCUCGAGGGAGUUUGGUGUGGACUGCAAGCUGAAGGAGCGGAUAGAGGAGAACGGCUACAAUACCUACGCCUCUGCAGAAUGGAGGAACAAGAAGAAGUCCAUGUUUGUGGGCCUCAGUGCCAACGGCAAACCUAUGAGGGGCAAAAAGACACGGCGGAAAAACACCGCCACACACUUCCUUCCCAUUGUGGUGUAGCAGUAACGGUACAGCCAUGGUGACAUAACCACGGUGACAUAGUCAUCGUGGUAAGGCCAUGGUGCUGCACUGGGGAAAAGGAGCAUU
Molecule: messenger RNA, 900 nt
Organism: Scleropages formosus (Asian bonytongue)
Lineage: Eukaryota; Metazoa; Chordata; Actinopteri; Osteoglossiformes; Osteoglossidae
Gene: fgf10a
Product: fibroblast growth factor 10a
Exons: 3
Coding region: 19-813 (264 amino acids)
Molecular function (GO): growth factor activity
Source: RefSeq, a predicted model, not a curated record